AAAAAAAAACCUUCUUUUAUGGAACGUGUCUCCCCGCCCGACUGAACGCGGGUACUAAAUUUGAAGAGAGCGCCAGCAACCGGAGUGCUGCUUGUGCGUGUCUAGACUCUAGACAGCAGCACAGCAUACCGACAAAGCUUUUUCUCAAGUCGACCCAACCAAGCCGAGAAUGGAAUCGUCCGUCAGCUCAGGCAGCCAGCAGUGUCUCAGUGGCAGCUGUCGUGAAAGGAACACCACGACGUCAAACAGCAUAGGGUACGACCGUAUGACGAGGAAGUCGGGCGAACGAUUGGAUAUUCGUGGGAUUUCGUGCUACCGUCUCCCUUUUCAGUGCAGUGCAGAGGUGCACUUUGGGAUGAUGUCCUGUAGUGACGUCGUGACACGCUUGUAGGUGUGAAAAAGUGUGAGGAUUUUCCGUGAGCGAUUGCUGCUCUUUUACGAUUUUUCUCCAACCAGAGAGAGAGAGAGAGAGAGUUUGGAUUACAUGAUUCCGGUGGCCAAGUGUGAGAGUUCGGUUUCAUCAAAGUAAAAUGGAAUACCUACCUGGGUGCUGGAGAAGGUGUGUAUUGGUAUGACCCCGCUGAGUACGAGGACGACGACUGAGGAAACUUACAUACGUCACGUAGCAAGAAGGAAAAGGAUUCGUCUGUUGCACUUCUUGGUGGCCUCUUGAGAGGGCUUCAGAUCAUGGUGUUGGUGUGUCUGCGACGAUGCUAGUGGUGUGUAUUAGUGCAUUCAGGAUGCGUUCUGCUCAGUAUUUAUCUGUGUAUAGGUAUUGGAAUAACAAGAAUUUUGAGGAAACGUGAGGAUAGGAAGAGGUAUUUCGGAGUGUUCCGCACAAAAAGGAUAACGAGAGUCUCUUGAAAAAGAAGUAACUUGGUGAAAAUAUGUUCGCAGCAGAAAGGUUUUUCACUUUUUGAUCCGAAGAGCGCGUUUCUGCUAGUUCUUCAGCUGUGUUUCUACCGUGCACAACUAUAAUCUCGGGCUGUGAAGGAUCGUAGUCGCAGGAAAUAGACCGCAAUUUUCCAAAGGAUAUAUCAAGUUUCUUCACAUCAUCAGUGUCUAAAGAAAACCACCAAAAGGAAUAAUUACCGUAGAUCGUUAUCUACUUUGUUGCAAAUUGACGGAAAAUUAUUUGCUUCCCACCACCCACACUUUCAGUGUCGUUCCAAUACACUGUGGGUGGCACUCCCCUUCCGGAAAAAAACGCAACGGAUAGUGCAAACCGAUCCAUAUCACCAGAGUUCAUUCGGGUCUUGAAAGUUUAUGUUCCAGUGAUUUUCAAUAGCCGCCAGUCACUCAAGAAAAAAAAAAAUGUGCGGCACCCCACCAAAAGAAGAAAAAAAGUGGUAGAAAAAAGUUCAGUGUUUGAUAACCUUAGUUGUGUGUGAGUGAGCGAGAGAAAAUCAAAACCACCGCCCACCACCCACUCGCAAGACUGUGCUGAGGAAGGAUAAGCAGUUGACGAGUGUGGGUAACAACCCCGUUGCGGUGUGAGAAAUCCCGACUCCAAACUGUUUGCGGGGAACAAGUCAACUGAAUUAUUCACUCCGGUGAAAAUCGCUUUUGUGCUGCCUGAACGACCACUUUGCUUCGGGCAAACUGUGCCAACCCCGACGCACCUUCACAUUCCCCCAAAAACUCCCUCAAACCCCCCCCCCCCCCCCCUAUCCCUGGUGGGUCAGGAUCAGAGGGUAAAGUGCCAUCAUCCCUACAUAUACUCCACAAACAACCUCGUCGUCGUCGUCGGUUGGAUUGGAAGUUGAAGUGAAUUUGUCAACUGGGUUUCUCUCUCGUUCUCGCUCUCACUUCCGCGCUCCCUCUCACUCGAUCAACACACAAUCUUCUCAAUGUGAUAAAGUGUAGUGUAAAUAAGCUUUCACCCCUCAUGUAAACCAUCAUCAUCGUGCAGCAGUGUUACCGGACCACACACCACCCGCCGCGUUUCUCAUCCGAGUUCAGUGUGCCCUCACAUCUCCCCUCACUCUGCUCAGAAGCUUGCUCGGAAAAUGCGUUUGUGCGGAUUUUCUCCGGAAUCGCACCAUCGAUUGAUGGUAUCGCGGAAAAGAAAAUCCAACUGCAUCUCCCUGUGUUGAGAAACUCGUCUCGGAAGAUCUAAAGAAUACAUAAAAAAGUGUGGGAAAAUCAAAAUGGUGCACUGAAAAAAAUGGAUAUCAAAAGUGUUCCAAUUUCAAGAUAAUUCAAUCAAAUCAAACCAAAGGAAUUAAACCAAAAAUAUCAGUGGUGACGCACUGAAGAAACCGGUCCAAAGAGACGACUCCUGUUAGGUUUGUUGCAAUUGAAAUACACAAUCAGCAACUAAACUACUCGUCAAGAACAAAACCAAGAAGAAACCACCAUCUCUCAGCAGCUCACAAUGGAAUGGUUACCUCGUGGAUUGACGAACAUUCACACGCCAAUUCCCGUUCCUGUUCCCUCAAAGUUGACACAGAAGCGUCCAGUCACGAGCCCAGCGCCGCCAAUUCCUUCGCCCCAGCUUCCCUCGUUGCAUCAUCCGUCUUCCGUUUCGCCGCACUCUAAUCAUAUAGUCGGUUCGAAUCAUCUGCCACCGGGCGCCACAGGAUCGCUGCCACCUGGUGCACAACAUCCGCAACAUUCAGGAGGGACUCCCGUCGGUGUGGUGCAACCUUCACCUAAUCAAUCAGUGCAGAGCGCUUCGGCAGCCGGCGGCGUGGCUAACAGCGGCAAUGGCCGGGCGUCGUUCGCUGCGGCGUUGCGUAACCUGGCCAAACAAGCCGACGCCAAGGAUGACGAACCGGGUGGAGGUGGAGGCGGCGGUGGAGGAGGUCCCGGCGGCGGAGGCGGAAACGAUGGCCGUGGUCCUCCGGAUGGUCGAGGACGGGACUCGGUCGGUGGCAUGGAUCGUCGCGAGAUGAACGACUCCCGGGGCAGUGCUAUGUCGGAGAGUCGGGUGAGGAGUGCGGACGUCGCUCGAGGUGGCGACCCCAAGAAGCGCUCCUCGCCUCAACCACCGGAGAAGAUACAAAGGCUCAAUCCCCCAAGCUCAUCGGCGAUCCCUUCGGAGCUGUUGGCACGCAGUGGAUUCCAACCGUACAGGCCCGACGAACGGCUCACGCAUCCGGCGGGGUCAUUUCCCAUGGAUGCUUAUGCCGCUGCCGCAGGGUUCGGAUCGAUACCGGGAAUGCCGCCAGGUAUGUUAGGCAAUCUGUUUAAUCCAGCCGCGCUAGCCUACCACGAUCCGGCCAUCUAUUUGGAUCCGCGGUUCCAGAUGCUGCGAGCAGCCAACCAUCAUCCGGCGGCAGCUGCGGCAGCUGCAGCAGCCCAUCCGCUGUACUCUUCGCUACCAUAUCCACCGAACCUGUACGCCGGUAUGAUUCCGGGCAUGGGUCUUGGAGCGGCCAGUAUCCAUGAACAUCUGAAGAUGGAGGAAGAGCGUCGGGCCCGGAUGCGUGAAGAGGAACAACGAGCCCGGGAAGCUCGCGAGGCGAUAGAACGAGAGAAAGAGUUGCGAGAACAAAGGGAACGAGAGCAGCGUGAGAAGGAACAACGAGAGAAGGAAGAACGUGAGCGACGAGAGAAAGAACAGCGAGAAAAAGAGCAAAGAGAACGCGAAAUGCGAGAGAAGGAAGAACGCGAGAGAAGGGAGCGCGAACGAGAAAGAGAAAGGGAACGAGAGCGAAUGAUCGCAGCCUCUCAACAUUUGAUACAUCCUCUACAGCGACAGUUUUACCCGAUGGGCAUGCCACCUGGAUUGCCUUCGCCGUUGGGUCUUCCGAUGAGAUCUCAAGGACCCUUACAGAUGCAAGGACUGGGUUCUCCACAUCAUGGAUUACACCCAUCGCUAAGUCUCGGAAUGGGGCUAGGUUUACCACAAGUGCCACAGGGUUCACCAUCGUCCUCGUUGAAUCUAUCGCAUCCUUCGGCGGCCGGACUUGUUCCACAGCCACCGACGAGUCUAGGGGGACAUUCUUCGAUCCCCACAAGCUUAGCAGUAGCGUACAGCCAUAGUUUAGCUCAAUCAUCGAUCAGCUCCAGCUACAUGAGUAGCUUGAAUCUAUCGCAUGCGGGACUGCCAGGGGCCCAGAACCUUAGCCUGAGCCACAUUCCUCCAGCACACGGUUCACUGAAUCUUUCGACGAAUCCUUCGGCCAGUGCACAACAACACAGCUCCGGUCCGCUAUCACUGUCUACAAAAUCUCAUUCAAGUCCGCUAUCAACUCCAAUCAGCAGUGCCGCUUUGCCGCCGCACCAUUCUCAUUCACAUCCGUAUUAUUCGUCACCUUCGGUACAUUCGUCAAUUCCAGCUGGCAGUCCGCUGUCCUUGAGCAGCAAAUCCGGCAACAAUAUCAGCCGGACGGCAACGCCACCUACCAACAACAACAACAGUGGCAACCCAUCAGCAGCUCCUACAUCCCAAUCAUCAGUUCCUUCUUCUCUGGCUCAGGCCGGAUUAUCUGUAAAUAGUACAAACGUCCCUAGUAUUAAUAAUCACCAUCCCCAUUCACAUCCGCUCAGUCGGCAGAGCUCCCCACAUUCUGCGGGAGCUCCAUCACUUCCCCAUCCACACAACGCACCAGCACCAGCGGCAGCCAAACCAUCCAUCACGGUGGCGCCUCCCUUAGCUCCAGGACCACCAGUGAUGGAUCCAACGUCAUCGAAUAUAAUCAAAACAGACUCCUCGAAACAGCUUCCGAUCAGGCCGGUUACCGAAGAGCGAAACUCUCCCCAGGCGGCCAUCAACGCUGGAAAGCCCGAACACGAUAGUAAUGGAGCGCCGUCUUCAAAUUCAUUGGGUCCUUCGGGCGCUGUCGCUUCAGUUGGGGAUGAUGUGAAACGUGGUUCACCUCCUCAAGCCAGUACACCAAUUUCUGCUAACACAAACACAAGUGCUGUUGCUACAGCCGAAGGAAGUCCGGUGAACCCGAAACGGACCGAUUCUGCUGGCCCAACAGGCUCAGAACAAUCGGAAGGUGACCUGAAGAAAUCACCACUAAAUGGUGGAGGAAACAACAGCAACAGUGGAGCCGUCGGUAGUCCAACUGAGACAGGAACACCACCGAUGACAGGAGGCACAGGAGCGACACCCGUCAGUGGUUCUCAAUCUACACCAUCAGGUAAUAGCAAUAAUACUGAUAUAAGCAGUAAAGUAGAACAAACGAUGGAAGUUGAGGGUGGAGGCGACGCUGAAGUCCCAAAAGAUAGUUCGGAAAAUAGUUCUACCGAAAAGCAGAAACCUAACGCUAACAACAGUGGUAGCAAUACGACCCUCGUUACCACCACUGGAACAAAGUGAAGCGUGCUACGCAAUUCUGAUUUGUUUCUAUUCUUUUAACCGUAAGAAAGUGAUGGAAAUAAAUAGACGCCUAUCUGGGCUUAGUACACUUUGGGGUGAUUGUUCACCCUUGGUAUUUCUUGUUUUGUCACGUACAAGAUCAAAAUUCGUUUAUAGAAGUUUAUGGAUAAAAAUUUAAACUACUGAUAUAAAACGGCUGGCUGAAAAUUCUCAUUUCAGUCUAAACAAAGAAAUUAUCUUAAUUAGCUGUGUAAGUUAAAGAGCUAAAGAGUAAUACUAAAGGUUGAAAAAGGUUCAAUAAAAUAAAUCGUCUAUCCCAGCUAUUUUGUAAGGUGACAUGUGCGUAAGCAUUCGAAAGGUGAACAUUUUUUUCUCUAUGACUUAUUCGGUAAAAUCCAUUAGCUUGUAAUUUGUCUAGAAGGAAUAAAUUAUGUGUUUACCAUUAACACUAUCUUAUACUUUCUACUAUAUUGUGUCAAAUGCGUUGAUUCGUAUCCCAAAUCGAUUGGUGGCUAUGCGCUUGUUUAGAACAUUCAAUCAAUCAAAUGCAUCUGAUGUGUUACGUUAAGUUUACGAGAAACUCUUAAUCCCUUAAUUGCAAAGUGAAUGUAUGUGGUGCUAGACACACUGCCACCUGGUAGAGUGGUAUCUUCUAUCGAAACUAGGCAAUCAAAACGGAAACGCACAAAUUGCACCCAACAAAUACAGUAAUCAAAACACUUAGCAAUCACGCGUAGCAAGUAACAAAAGAUAAAACAAGCGAAUAAAUCCGACCAAUGUGACAGCCUAACUUAACACCUUACCUACAAAAAACGAUUGAAAUACAAUCAACAACAAAAAACUAGAGAUUAGUUCUCGAGGCGGCGUUGCGUUAAUUUAGUUAUUGCUUAGCUUUUAUUUAGUUACUUAUAUUAUAAUUUCUCCUUUGAAAAAUCAUUGUAACGCUCUAUUACUAUUACUAUUAUUACUCGUUUAUGUUUAUGCAAGUUUUAGUUUGUAGAAAGAGAAUGAAUUUAAAAUGAACGAGAUCAAGAAUGGAAUAGAAAAAAAACGUACAACUUUGUUUGAAUGAAUUCGCGAGACUGCGUGAGUAAGCAUUAUGAUUAUGAAAACAACAGUAGAUUACAGAUGAUCAAUGAGGACAAUUAAUGGAAACAAAAAUCGACGAAAUAAGCAUUGUGCAGGUGGAAAUAAUUUACUUUAGUUAGUGGUAACCAAUACUAGGUUAGUGAAAAUAAAAUCUAAAAGAAAAACUAUACUAAAAAUGGUAUACUUAUCAACACAAAAAAAAAAACAAA
Uranotaenia lowii is the source of this 6573-nucleotide messenger RNA. RefSeq lists its product as uncharacterized. Lineage: Eukaryota; Metazoa; Arthropoda; Insecta; Diptera; Culicidae. The transcript is spliced from 4 exons. The record is from RefSeq and is a predicted model, not a curated record. Bases 2378 to 5275 code for a protein of 965 amino acids.